This is a messenger RNA of Cyphomyrmex costatus, 1296 nucleotides long. RefSeq names its product homeobox protein six4 (gene Six4). NCBI's taxonomy places the organism in Eukaryota, Metazoa, Arthropoda, Insecta, Hymenoptera, Formicidae. The transcript has 4 exons. Gene Ontology annotation, biological process: regulation of transcription by RNA polymerase II. Gene Ontology annotation, molecular function: RNA polymerase II cis-regulatory region sequence-specific DNA binding; DNA-binding transcription factor activity, RNA polymerase II-specific. The record is from RefSeq and is a predicted model, not a curated record. Gene Ontology annotation, cellular component: transcription regulator complex; nucleus. The coding region runs from base 1 to 1296 and encodes 431 amino acids.
AUGUCGGACAGUUCAGAUCAGCUGUCAUCACCGAACAGCGACUGCAACAGUCAAAUAGGCGUCGUGCAUCGCAAUGCAACCACGCAAUACAGCAACACAUCGUCAAUGUCCGGUCUCGGGUUAACUCAUCAUUCCCAAAAUUUAACGCCGACAUCGAAUGGCAGUCCUCAGUAUUCGCAGGAGAUUUCCACCUGCAACUCUGCCAGCGUACUAAAUAUUAACGCACUAAAUACUAACAUCAAAAAUAUCAGCAGUCUUCCCAUAAGCAGCAGUAAUUUCACACCUGAACAGAUAUCUUGCAUGUGCGAGGCACUGUCGCAAAGCCAAGACAUUGAGAAACUAUCCAGCUUUCUUUGGUCCUUACCGCCUGGAGAACUGUUGCGCGGAGGCGAGAGUGUGCUAAUGGCGCGUGCCGCUGUUGCCUUUCACCGCGGAGCCUAUCACGAGCUUUACUCAAUCCUGGAGAGCCACCCUUUCUCGCCGCGUCGACAUCCCGAACUCCAACAGAUGUGGUUUAAGUCGCAUUAUCGCGAAGCUGAGAAAGUUCGCGGUCGACCAUUGGGUGCCGUGGACAAGUAUCGGCUGCGCAAGAAGUAUCCACUACCAAAGACGAUCUGGGACGGCGAGGAGACCGUGUAUUGCUUCAAAGAGCGAUCGAGGAACGCUUUGAAAGAGUGUUAUAUGAGGAACCGAUAUCCUACGCCGGACGAGAAGAAGAACCUUGCGAAGAAAACUGGCCUGACGCUGACUCAGGUGUCCAAUUGGUUCAAGAAUCGUCGACAGCGUGAUCGUACGCCACAAACGAGAACAGAUAUGCUACCACUAAAUUGUCAAGGCACAACUAACACUACAAUUAGCAACUCAGUGAGUAACGGCGGUAGCAUCCAAUCUUUGCAGAGUAUCGAUUCCGAUAGUCCGAGUCUCGCAAUGUCACCUCUAUCAACUAUGGGCAUGUCACCAGUCAUGAAUCCAUGCAGCCCAAUGGGUAUGAGUCCCAUGGGUCCUCAUCAUGGCUAUGCCACUCCUGUUACCCCAUCGUCCGUUCAUACCUCACAUUCCCAUAAUGGCGGAUUGAGUCCUAUGAACGAUGUUAAAGCUUUGUAUGGACGUAGUGUGUACGACACAGGUAAAGACGUAGAGCAGAGCUCAGUUUACUACUCCAGCCAUUCCAGUAUGCACCACCAGUAUUACCAGCAGACUCAUCAUCAGAUGAUGUCUAGCUCCCAUCAUCAUCAUCAUCAUCAGCAGAGCGUGCCGGCCGGCUACGAGAUUAUGCUGCCGCCGCCUUCCAUGUGA